UCUCUGGCCAUCAAAAAGCCUCUGACGCGAAAACGAAAGCUGCGCAUCUAUAUUUCCAAUACGUUCAGUCCCAGCAAGGCAGAAGGUGUUACUGCGGGCACCGCGGGGCCCCCUGGGGGAACCCCUGCAGGGGACAAGGUGGCUUCCUGGGAACUCCGAGUGGAGGGAAAACUGCUGGAUGAUCCUAGCAAACAGAAGAGGAAGUUUUCUUCAUUCUUUAAGAGGCUCGUCAUUGAGCUGGACAAAGAGUUAUAUGGGCCUGACAACCACCUGGUAGAGUGGCACCGGAUGCCCACCACCCAGGAGACUGAUGGCUUCCAGGUCAAACGGCCUGGAGACCUCAACGUCAAGUGCACCCUCCUGCUCAUGCUAGAUCAUCAGCCUCCCCAGUACAAGCUGGAACCCCGACUGGCAAGGCUGCUGGGGGUGCACACACAGACAAGGGCGGCCAUCAUGCAGGCUCUUUGGCUUUAUAUCAAACACAACCAACUGCAGGACGGGCACGAGCACGAGUACAUCAGUUGCAACCGUUACUUCCGCCAGAUCUUCAGUUGUGGCCGACUUUGUUUCUCUGAGAUUCCCAUGAAGCUGGCUGGGUUGCUGCAGCAUCCAGACCCCAUUGUCAUCAACCAUGUCAUUAACGUAGACCCUAAUGACCAGAAGAAGACAGCAUGUUACGACAUUGAUGUGGAGGUAGACGACCCACUCAAGGCCCAGAUGAGCAAUUUUCUGGCCUCUACCACCAGUCAGCAGGAGAUUGCCUCCCUCGAUGUCAAGAUCCAUGAGACCAUUGAGUCCAUCAACCAGCUGAAGACCCAGAGGGAUUUCAUGCUCAGCUUUAGCACGGACCCUCAGGACUUCAUCCAGGAAUGGUUCCAUUCUCAGCGCCGAGACCUCAAGAUCAUCACUGAUGUGAUUGGGAAUCCUGAGGAGGAGAGACGAGCUGCUUUCUACCACCAGCCCUGGGCCCAGGAAGCAGUGGGGAGGCACAUCUUUGCCAAGGUGCAGCAGCGAAGGCAAGAACUGGAACAGGUGCUGGGAAUCCGCUUGACCUAACCGCUCAGGGAACCCCUCCUCUGCCUGGAAGGGGACCACUCUCUGGGGCCACAGACACAUAGGCUAAGGAUGGGGUGACGGCUGUGUCCUAUUACCCUGUGCUCCCCAGCUAUAGUUUCAUAAAUGUAGUGAUAGGAUUCUUUGUUGCUUGGUCCCCAAAGCCUUAUACUUACUUCAUACUUUGGCUUUAAAUGGGUUCACCAGAGAUGCUUCCUCUGCUCCCUGCAGGCGGGCAGGCCCAAGUAGGUCCGCUGGAGGCUGUACUUUGAUAUUGGCAUGGA
Messenger RNA from Nyctereutes procyonoides (raccoon dog), 1337 nucleotides. RefSeq names its product SWI/SNF-related matrix-associated actin-dependent regulator of chromatin subfamily D member 2-like. Gene Ontology annotation, cellular component: nucleus; SWI/SNF complex. Gene Ontology annotation, biological process: regulation of transcription by RNA polymerase II. The annotation marks the transcript as partial. Lineage: Eukaryota; Metazoa; Chordata; Mammalia; Carnivora; Canidae. The record is from RefSeq and is a predicted model, not a curated record. The transcript has a single exon.